Molecule: messenger RNA, 2098 nt
Organism: Styela clava
Lineage: Eukaryota; Metazoa; Chordata; Ascidiacea; Stolidobranchia; Styelidae
Biological process (GO): monoatomic cation transport; positive regulation of interleukin-1 production
Molecular function (GO): channel activity
Source: RefSeq, a predicted model, not a curated record
UGAUUUUUAUGUACAAAUAUAUUAAUGUUGAUUAUUUUAUUCUGUUUUUUAGCCUCUUUAAUAUCGGAACAUAUUAUAUCUACUUAUUCCACAAUAUGAGCCAUGCAGAAAUAUUUUUAGGACUAGAAAAGGCUUCACAAAAGCACGAAAAGGAAAUUGUUAUUGAACUUCCAUCUGAUCGAUUUCUACAUUUUUUGGGAGUUUAUUUUUUGGUUCUGCUGGCAAUUGUAACGAAAAUUUCGGAAGUGGCUGGUGCAAAGUUGUCAUGUUUCCCCGUGACAAACACUCAUAACGUGAAAGGAAGUUUUAUAAAAUAUGCGAACGUUUAUUGCUGGGAAUCUUCAAACACUAUCUUGCAUGUGUCGAACAACACAUCCAACGACGUUGGAUCAUGUAUUAUACUCGAAGAUCAACUUAAAAUAACUGAUAACAUGUUUUUAUCAAAUCCAACUUUCAUCAAAAGAUUUAUCCAAUGGCUUCCUUACUGCAUGCUCUUAGAGGCAUUUGCGUUUGCUCUACCUUCUGCUUGGUGGCAUUUUAGAGUUGGUGCAAGAAUGAUGGGACAUUUGAAGUUUGUCAAAUUACUUUUACAAGAUGUUUAUGAGAAUUUGAUGAAUAUUCCCGGAGGAAUCUACAUGAAUGAAUCAUACAGCGAAAAUGUGGGAUUGAUGAGAAGCAGUGAAAACAGAGCACAACAACCGGAUCCAGAGAAGGGAAAUUGUGGAUGUUGCACGAAAAAUAUCAAGGCCCAGAAAGAUUGCAAUGAUGAAAACUCACCGGCACGUUUCCUCGGAAUUUCAGAUAGAGAUUUAUUUUCCACUCUUUGUCACGAAAACCUGUCAUCUUUCUCUCAACAUCCAUAUGUCGCAUCGAUUUUUCAACUUGCAAUAUCGCAGUAUGACACAAUUGGGAAAAACAAUGAAUUGCCAAUGAAGAGUGCUUUACUUCGACAUUGGUGCCAUAAAAAUAACUUCAAUAAAAGUGUUAUCGUUAAAGAAUAUUUUAUAAGUCGAAUAAUCGGAAUCUUAGUUGCUGUAAUAUCGUGCUGCUUAGUGACUGUUGUCCUAGUCUACCUGGUUAACAGCGGUUGGAAUACGGAAAGUUUUCUAUGCGACGUUCUUUAUCACGAAAAUGUAUGUAUGUUAUGUACAAUACCAAGAAAGGCGGAAACAAUUGGAUUAUUUCUCGUCAAUGCAUUUAUUUGUUUUUUAUACUUCACUACGUCUAUUUGUAGUUUCGGCUUCUUAUUAAAUACUAGUACUUCGGCCACUACAGAUUACUUUAAUUUUUUCAACGAUAAAAACACUGUGGCAUUACUUGCAGCUUAUUUUGCAAACAAGCAAAAGAAUGAUUGAAUGAUUACAUGUGCAUCAGAACAAAUGAUUCUUUUUAUUUAUAAAAUAUAUUAUCGUACUAAAAUUAUCACUUAUUAUCGGCAAAUAGAUUUCAUAAAAUAGAAUUGUUCAGCCUAAUAAUAUAUAAACCAGGGUUGCUGGCCGUUGAGUUGGAGCAAGGCUCCAUCUGACUAUUAACCGUUCAAAAAAAAUUGAUGUACGCCGUCUCUCAAGCCGUUUACAAAUUUCUUACUGCCAUGGCGGCAUUUUGCUCCGAGUUCAAACAAGUAUGACUAUGAAUCUAGCUCCCGACUCUAAGAUAACCAAAUUUCGACCAAUGAAACCUGCUCGUAUGCGUGACUGUUUAGUUUAUGUUUGAGAAAUGUUACUCUUACACCUCCUAUUUAAAAGUAUGAAAUAACGACUUAUGUAGGCUAUAAUUUUUAUUCCACUCCGACCCCAUACUUGCUGUUUUAGUUUUUAAUUCACAAUGUAGCGGCCAUGAUUCUAAACGGUGACCGCUAUUAUUGUAACUAAACUGGCAACGGUAACUUAGGGCAUUGAACCCUGACCAUUUUGGUGUUGGCGGGAUCUCUUUCGGCGUGAGCCGCUUGGAGGUAGGACGUAUAAAUUUGUAUCUUAAUCAAUCGGGGGACUUUUGGUAUUAUUAAUUAGGCGUAGUUUAAAUUUACAUCAUAUAAUUCUAUUUUCCUGUUUCAUAUAGUUAUUAUUGGUCCCUCCUGUGUAAUAGCACUGUAUUUUAC